Messenger RNA from Chelmon rostratus (copperband butterflyfish), 1684 nucleotides. RefSeq names its product latexin (gene lxn). The transcript is spliced from 7 exons. NCBI's taxonomy places the organism in Eukaryota, Metazoa, Chordata, Actinopteri, Chaetodontiformes, Chaetodontidae. The record is from RefSeq and is a predicted model, not a curated record. Gene Ontology annotation, molecular function: metalloendopeptidase inhibitor activity. The coding region runs from base 774 to 1466 and encodes 230 amino acids.
AGUCUGGUCUUCAAACUCCAACUUGGUGUAAUGCUCUGGCUCAAGAGGCUCCAGGACUCCUAUAACUUUACCGUACUGGCCAGAUCCGCCGCUCUGCUUCUUAUGAGUGAAGUCAAACCUGCAGAAAGUGGCACAAAAUAUUCACACUUUGUUUAUAAUUACAAUUUUGACCAAAUAAGUACGCAAGUUAAAACAAACAGCAAUGAUAUACAUACACACUCAUUUCUUUGGAAAAUGAAUUUGAUUUCAUCAUUAAUUCAGUUUCAAUAAAGUAUUACAGGCUUUAUUAAUGACAGUUUUUAGCCACUUGAGGCGAUCUCUCUUUAUGUGUUUGCCACUGAACAGAACUGUCAAUCGUGAACAGAAGUAUGAUUUUAUUGAUGUUAUUCUUGUAUAAGAAGUUACAUGAACUUGUACCUUCAUUUGUCAGACUUCAGUUAUUAGUGUUGGACUUUAUGGGCAAAAAAAUAUCAUCAGUUUUGGCUCUGAGAAGUUACUGUCUAUUUGCUGGCAUCGUUUAUUAUAUAAAGCUGAUCAAUAGGGAGGAGAGGAAACAACAAAAAAGAGCUCUGUCUCUUUAAAAAAGGGGGCAGGCCUCAAAGAGUUCUGAUGUCACAGGAAGAAGGAAGUAGACUUUCCAUUUGUAUGGGGAGCAGCUGAGACUGAACAUCGGACAGAUCACAGUUUCCACCCGCUAAGUUAACAGACAGGGAGUUGCGGCAUUCCAGUUACAGCAAGAAGUAUUAGAGGAAGAGGAGGCUGCAGAGGAUGUGAUGGCCACCGGAGAGCUGAACCCCAAUCACUACCCUGCUCAGAGGGCGGCCAAAGUGGUCCAGCACUACCUCAACACCCGUUAUGGCUCUCCAUACAGGCUGUUCGGACUGCAGAGGGUCCACAGUGGAAACGCAGAGGAUGUGGCAGACUCUGGGAGAAAGUAUCAGCUGGAGAUCUCAGUGCAGGAGAUGAUCGGCAACACCACAGAGAAAUGCUCUGCGGAGGUUUUCUUUGCGAGGGAAGAACAGCAUCGCUCAGUUGAGGUCCAGGCCUUGUGCAAGGACAUCCUUAAAAUCGACACCAAAGCUCAAGAGGAGGCCUUUUACCAACAGUGCAAGAUGAACCAAAGCCUGCUGUCGGCACAAAAUCUACCCGACAGCAACGGUCACAUUGAGCCCGACAUGAAGCCUCUCUGGCACCUGGGCACUGUGGCCUCCAGCUUCGUCAUGCUGAACCAAUCCACUGAAAACACCCUGUACAACAUGGCUCAGGUGGCCAACAUCACGCAGCUGCCAACUGAGAACGACCAGCUGAAGUUCGACUGUCACAUACUGCUACAUGAGAUGGUGUCCCAGGAAAUCGUUCACUGGAAACUGCUGUUCACCUGGUCUCCUGUAGGGGGGGUUAAAGUGCCACACAUGGAACAGCUGCCACACUGCCAUGAUUGUGAAAGAUCUACUAACACAAACUAAAGUGCUGCUGACAUUCAUCACACUGCCAUUACAACCAAAACAGCAUCUUGAUGCUCACAUCUUGUAUCCAGCUACUGGAGCAUAAACAUGUUAUGAUGCAGCACAACAUGAAUCCAUCAGAAUAAUGAUGAUGAAUGAUGAUAGCAGUACAUUGUGCUACUUUUCGAGUGCUUUUGGUCGCUGUUGUAUUUUAGCCAAAAUAAACUGUAUAUACAGAU